Vicia villosa (hairy vetch) is the source of this 600-nucleotide messenger RNA. RefSeq lists its product as uncharacterized. NCBI's taxonomy places the organism in Eukaryota, Viridiplantae, Streptophyta, Magnoliopsida, Fabales, Fabaceae. The record is from RefSeq and is a predicted model, not a curated record. Bases 1 to 600 code for a protein of 199 amino acids. The transcript has a single exon.
AUGGCUGGUAGAAACGAUGUUGCGAUUGCUGCUGCUUUGGAGGCUAUGGCUCAGGCUUUGGCAAAUCAGCCAAAUGCUGAUGAGAAUGCGGGAUCUCGCAGUUUGGCGACCUUCCAGAGGGAGAAUCCGCCGGUCUUUAAAGGCAAGCAUGACCCUGAUGGCGCAUUGGAGUGGUUGAAGGAGAUUGAGAGGAUCUUCCGUGUGAUGGACUGCACUCAGGCACAGAAGGUUCGGUAUGGAACUCAUAUGCUGGCAGUCGAAGCAGAUGAUUGGUGGCUAGAGACUCGCCAGAGAUUGGAAGCUGUUGGUGAAGAGAUUACUUGGGUUGUGUUCCGCAGAGAGUUUUUGAGGAAGUAUUAUCCUGAAGAUGUUCGUGGUAAGAAGGAGAUUGAGUUCCUUGAGCUGAAACAGGGGAAUAUGUCAGUGACAGAGUAUGCUGCAAAGUUCACUGAGUUGGCUAAGUUCUACCUGUACUAUGAAGGAGCAGGUGCUGUGUUUUCAAAGUGCAUCAAGUUUGAGAACGGAUUGCGCUCUGAGAUCAAGAAAACUGUUGGGUACCAGAAGAUUCGUGUCUUUUCUGAUUUGGUUGAUAGUUGCUGA